AUGUUUCUUAUGGGAUUAUUCCGCGCCUUGAUUUUACGCGGCCGACGUUUCGAGUCAUACUUGACUCGUUGUCGAGGAACUCAGUCAAGAAGCGUCGGUCACUUUUGUAAUAAAAUCUACAUGCUGAUCAAUACUGCGAGGAACAUGAGGUGUGUGCGAACCGACUCGUCAUAUUUGGCUGUGGUAUUGCCCUUCGGGACCGACGUCGACUUGUCUUUCAUAAUCGAGAUCGAGCUUCGAAUCCGCUGCAUUUCGUUGGGCUUGGCAGCAUGUCUAUUGGGUGACGACACGUGCUCGAGUAUGAUUCGAAACGUCGCAGAUUCCGCGUAUAAUAAGCUCAUCAUACAGCGUUAUCGCGCAAGAGAUUUCCGCCACCCUGAACAAGACUUGUCAGCCGAAAGUGGGAACGUGGAAGUAUGA
Molecule: messenger RNA, 420 nt
Organism: Soboliphyme baturini
Lineage: Eukaryota; Metazoa; Nematoda; Enoplea; Dioctophymatida; Soboliphymatidae
Source: the annotation of a GenBank genome assembly